AUGGCUCGAAAGUCAGAUAUACCGUCAAAUAAUAGACGAAUAUCAUUCUAUUCAAGUUCAGGAAGUGAUAAUAAUGAUCAAUUAACAACUUAUAAAGAACAGAAUAGAAUUUUGGCGAAACGAAUUUUAAAUUAUUGUACGAAGAUAGCUGAAUUGGAAAGUAAGAAUCAAGAAUUAGUUAAUGAGAAUAGAAUGUUAAAAUUGAGAAAAGUUAAAGAUAAAUGCGAUGGUCAAUUGAUUGGUAUAAUUGAAAAUGAGUUUAAUAAUAUGAUACUGAAACUUAAAAAUAUGAAUAAUGGAAAUAAUGAAGAAAUGAAGGAUGAUAAUACAAAAUUGAAUGAUAAUAGAGGUCAUAUUUCAACUAUUAUGGAACAAGAAGAUCUGGAUAAUCAUUUAAAAAAUGGCGAUCUACCUCUAACUAUCGAAAAUUCAAAUUUAAAUAGAAAAUCAAAUACUAAUACUACAGAUCAUGAUCAGACUAUGUCAACAGGUAAUAUAGAUGAGAUGAAUGCAACAUCAACUCCAAGUAAACAUUCAGACAAGAGUGAAAAUGAAAAUACUACCACAUCUAAACCAAUUCAAUUCUUCGAAGAAAAUGACCAACCAACCAAUAAUGUCAAUUUUGGAUCCAAACCUCAAGCAUUAUCGAGUCCUAGAUUAAAUCAUGUAGAAAAGCAUCUUCUAUUAGGUAAUAAAGAGAAAUCUGUAUCUGUUGAGCCUGCUCCUCAGUCACAACUAUUAUCAAACCCAUACUCGAAUAUAAUUUCAAAAUCAAAAUCAAAGAAGACAAGUCGUCGCUCAACAAUUGAUAAUACAACACAAGAAAGAGAACCAAAAGAUGUUAAUAAGUCACAAAAAGAGUUUCGUUUCAUUUUUGAAGAACCGCAACCUGCUAAGUCAGAAGAAAUUAAGUUAAAACCAAAACCAAUUAAACCUAAAGAAACAAAAGCACUAAAAUCCAAAACAAAAAAUACUGAACAAGUGGAAUCUAAGCCAAAACCAACACCACUUGCUGUUUUCCAAGAUUAUGAAUCAAGUGUAUCUGCUUCACCAUCAUUAUCAGAUGAAAAUAAUAUCGGGAGAAGAUCAACAAGAAUUAAAAAAGAAGUAAGUUAUAAACAACCAUCAAUGAGAGCUAAAAUGAGAAGAGAAUCAGUUAAAAUGUUAGAUGCAGUUGGAGAAAAUGUAUUUUUAAAUUAUACAAAUGAUCAAAAUAAGAAAAGAAAAGAUAUAUCACCAAUAAAACCAACUUCAAGCUCAAAAAGAAAACCAUUAGGAAAUAUAACAACCAAUACUAAUUCAAAAAAUCAAAAACGUCAAACUUUGGAGCCAUUUAUUGAUAAUAAAAAAAACAAUGACAUGUCUAUAUUUGACUUUCAACCAGAAACCAAUAAAGAUAACACUAGAAAUAGGAAUCGUAGAUAUACUAAUUUGUAA
Messenger RNA from Insectozyma verbasci, 1437 nucleotides. Lineage: Eukaryota; Fungi; Ascomycota; Pichiomycetes; Serinales; Debaryomycetaceae. The record is from the annotation of a GenBank genome assembly.